Molecule: messenger RNA, 2151 nt
Organism: Chaetomium globosum CBS 148.51
Lineage: Eukaryota; Fungi; Ascomycota; Sordariomycetes; Sordariales; Chaetomiaceae
Exons: 2
Coding region: 1-2151 (716 amino acids)
Biological process (GO): double-strand break repair via homologous recombination
Cellular component (GO): chromosome; cytoplasm
Molecular function (GO): ATP binding; 3'-5' DNA helicase activity; four-way junction helicase activity
Source: RefSeq, a predicted model, not a curated record
AUGGACUUUGGCGACACUGAUCAGCUCAUUAACGAUGCCAUUUGCGCAAUUACUGGUGCUCAACGCGCUCGCGACGGUCAGAUCAAGGCUGUGAGGCGUUUGGCAUACGACAAAGAAGACACGGUGCUCGUCGCCGCCACUGGAUACGACAAAAGCGCAGUCCUAUACACCUUCGCCGCCCUGACAAACCGGAUCACGGUACAAAUCGUACCUCUGACGAAGCUGGGCGAGAACCAGCGCGAUAACAUUGCGAACAAUGUCAAAGAUUCGAAUCCGGCGUGGAUUGACGGCGACACGCACCUCAAAAAUCCCAAGAUCUGGGACGAAGUUCGCAAUGGCGACUACACGCAUAUUAUCUUGAGCCCCGAGCAAGCCGUCAACCCGAAGUUCAAGUCUAUCCUGAGAGGCCCAGAAUUCCACGAAAAGAUCGGUCUAUUCGCCAUCGACGAGCUUCACAUUGUUGGCGAGUGGAGGGAUUUCAGGCCAGACUUCACGUAUCUCCAUACAUUGCGGUCACUAUUACCACGUUGGGUCCCGUGGUUUGGCUGUACAGCGACGUUGGACAGGGACAAUCAGGAUUAUAUUCUUAAGCAUGCUGGGUUUGACCUGCGGCGUCUGGAGAUCAUCCGCACCUCUGUCAAUCGACCAGAGAUCUCCAUCGCUGUACAACCGCUUGUUCGCGGCUAUAUCAAUGACUUCCGACGCCUCCAUUAUCUUCUCGAAGAUUCCACAGUCCACACGGUUCGCAGCAUCCCCAAAACGAUCAUCUACAUCGACAGCAAGCCCCGGUUGAUCGCGGCACGAUGGUCUCUAUGCAAGUACGCUCAAGAGAAGUGUAGUUUCUCUAAGGAGUUUGCUCGCAAGGUCAUACAACGGUACGAUGCCGACGUUCGUGAUGCCGACAAGAACAUCAUCUUCAACAACCUGGCAUCUGACUCUGAUUGCCGUAUCGUCUUAGCGACGGUCUCCCUCGGUAUGGGGAUGGAUAUCCCUGACAUCGUUCGAGUUGUUCAGUUCGGCUUGCCGAAGUCCCCCAGCCUCGCCGACUUAUGGCAGCGCUUUAGUAGAGCGAUGCGUAACACGCAAAAGGCGGCGGAACAGGGAUAUAUUCGCGGGAUGGCUGUUGUAUUCGCGCCUUAUUGGGUAUUCAGUCAUAUUGGAAGCACUGAUAAACCAGUACCAAAGAUUAAACAGCCAAGAAGACGACCAGCCCGUCAACAACAAGCCCACAUGCCCGCCAUUGCUAGCCGUCUCCGGGAGAUGGCUCUUGUUGAUCGCGACGAUGACGAUAUCGCUAGUCAAGGCAGUCAGAACAGCAACCCAGUCAGCCAGACAUCGCAAGCCAUAGAAGAGGCUGCAAAUGCUCAACAACAAGAAGAGGCUAUCGCCCUCAGCUCCGUUGGUCUCUGGGACUUCGAAAAACGUAUCAAAUGGAGCAAAAACGACAUCACUGCGCAAGAGAAACUGGAUCUAGUUAUCAGAUCCUGGCUCAACAGUGGUUGUUUCCGUGAGUCCGCGCUAGAUUAUCUACAAGAGCCCAGCAUCGAAGACGACCCGGAUCUUGAGUAUCGGCGACCACUUGAUAAGGAGUUCUGUUGUAACGGCCACAACUGUAACCGCACGCUGGGCCGCAUCCCACCACUUGAACCGCUGAAUAAAGGGCAGGAGAAGCCCACAACUGGCUCGUUGGCAGCAUUCGCGAUGGAUCGGUUGGCGGUAUGGUGCAAGGAGCAGGCGCAACAGCUAGUUCCCGCCGAGCAUCGCCACUUUGACGUACUGGGCGAGAUGUGGAUGGAUCUUCGCCUUCAAUAUGCCGUCGCCCGUCUGUUUUCGCAGGGCCCCCGCAAAAAGCCAGAGCUCCCGUUCAACGAUGUCCCGUCGCUGGUACAGAAGCUCCCAGCGAUUAGAGAGUGGGAGCACCUUCAGUCCAGUGGUCCAGAGCUAGUAGCGGUCUGUACAGAGUCAAUCGCUACAGUCAUUGAGGCUCGCGAUGCUUACAAGAAGAAGAAGAGUGCAGAUAGGGCAGCCCGCCGAAGCGUUGGUAUAGUGUCGGGUUCUGGCACAGAGGCAGUAAGCGGCACAGUAAGCGGUACUAAUGAAGGCCGCAAGCGGGCGGCAGAACCAUCAAUAUCGCCAGCAUCGAAACGCUGA